UGAAUUUAAUAAAAAUGACGAAUCAAUUUGAAUGCAAACUUUAUAUGACUUAAAAGCCAGUUAACUACACACAGCGCUUGUCAGUAAAGAAAUGCAAAGCUCCGGUUGCUGUCAAUCACGAGGUUUGUUGCAGCUGUUCCCAGUUGAGUCAGUGUGAUCCCCAGACCACCGCGAGGGGUUCUCCGUGCAGCUCUCGGCUUCGUCUCACUUAAAACACGUCUUUAUACAAGUAGAAAGAAGUUGUUUUUUUUGGUGACAUGUCGCGGUUUGUGGAGGCCCCUGCUCAGCUCUCUAAAUCUCGACUGAAGUCCGAUUUAGUCGCCCACAAUGUUGCGCUGCCACCUGCCAGGAGCAAAAAGGAGGUGUAUGUGGGGUUGUACUUACAACACAUCGAUCAGAGAAACGCGGGGGAUUUUUCUAGCGACGAGGAGGAUCAAGGACAAGAUGUGGCAGACAAGGAGGAGUACACAGAGAUGCCCGACCCGAGUGGUUUGACUGAUGAUGACCUCAAGGCCGCGCUGCUCGAGCACGGGUUUAAAGCUGGGCCCAUAGUCGAGACCACCAGAGCCUUGUAUGAGAAGAAGCUAAGGAAACUGCUCCAGUCCAAUGGACAUGGCUGUGUGAAUGGAGUAGAGAAAGGUGUAUUAUACUCUGACAAUGAAGAAGGGGAGGAACAUGGGUCAGAUGAACAAGAGGAGGACAAAGAGCUUGGUACCGAAGAAGAAAAAGAAGAGACCGUAAAAGACCAGGCACAACAAGGGAGUAGCCAGGUAGAGUUGUGUUUUCAGAAUGGUGGUUUUGUUUACCCGCAGUGCUUUUUACUCUCAUCAAGGCUGCUUGCUCAUGCUUCCAGAAACGGUGAACCUAGUUUCAAGUGGAAUUCAGGGAAUGCGGUACAAUCAUCGGGGCGAAGUCAGUCUCGCUGCUCACAGGUUUCAGUAGGAAUUAGUAGAGCAUCCUCUGUGGAUCAGCACUCGGGAUUAGGAUCAGGGUUUCCCCCUGGAUCCCAAUCAGUUAUGCCCAAUGCUGAAUCAUCAAUGUCCUCUCAGGCCUUCAGCAUCACUCACAUGGUUGAGGAGAUGGAAAGUCGGAGAUCACUCUCUACUAGCUCAGACACGGAGAGAGAGUUGAAUGGGAGCAAUAUGCAGAAACAUUGGUCGCGGUCCAACAGGCUGGACAUGCCAAUUGUGGACAGUAUGAAGAACGAGUCCCUGUACUACACUCCCAAGGCAUCCCCUUACAAAAGGAACAUGAAGCUUACUCAGGAGCCUGUUAAGGAUACCAUUAAGAACAUGUUUCCAAACACUGACGCCAAGACCCCAGGGAUCUACGCUACUCGUCGGAGACCUAUCAAGGGCGCAGCAGGGAGACCUGUCCAGUAUGCAUACCCAGUCACUCCCGUCAGUCCCACCACCCUGGAAAAACGAGAGGUGGAGCGCCGCCUUGUGCCCAUUCAGAUACAGAUUUUGGUCUUUCUUAUUGUGACAUGCCUUCUGUACUUCAUUUAUGUCUGUGUUGAGGACAACUCAUUCAGUUCAACUGUUGCCUUACUGGAAAGUCUUUACCAAGAGGCAGACAGUCAGGAUGGGCUUUUGCUUCAGGCUGAGACACAGGACGUGCCAGCUCUCUCUGGACAGGAUUAACUGUGUUUUUUAAUCCUCUACAUUGACUUACAUGUGAGGGUUUAUUUUUUUUUUUUUUUUUUUUAUUUUUUUUUUUUUGGGUGAUGUAAACCAUAAGGACCUUGUAUUGGGAUAUCUUCAGGGGACCCAUAUUGCUUUAUGAAUGACUGUCUAUGUGUCUGUGCUAACCAUAAAGUCUAGUUUUACAGUUAUGUUUUUCUAAUGGAUAUGUUACCAGAGUGCUCUCAUUAGUGUAGUUGAAACAAUUGCUAAAACAUGGAAUGUUGAGACUUUAGAUUUUCCCAAAUGUAUUACAAAUAAUUCUAUAAAUCUUAUGUACUUACCCACGUUGUGUAAUUUCAUGGUUGCUUUUCAGUAAAUCUGUGUUACUGUACGUGUAGCCUGUGUAUUUUUAAACAUUUGAAUUUUCAAUAAAGAAUGUUUUGCUUCAUA
This is a messenger RNA of Etheostoma cragini (Arkansas darter), 2075 nucleotides long. RefSeq names its product LEM domain containing 1 (gene lemd1). Bases 258 to 1643 code for a protein of 461 amino acids. The record is from RefSeq and is a predicted model, not a curated record. Gene Ontology annotation, molecular function: DNA binding. Lineage: Eukaryota; Metazoa; Chordata; Actinopteri; Perciformes; Percidae. The transcript has 11 exons.